Molecule: messenger RNA, 606 nt
Organism: Vicia villosa (hairy vetch)
Lineage: Eukaryota; Viridiplantae; Streptophyta; Magnoliopsida; Fabales; Fabaceae
Exons: 1
Coding region: 1-606 (201 amino acids)
Source: RefSeq, a predicted model, not a curated record
AUGAUUGUUGAUCAUGUAGUCUCUCACUUCACCAAUAUUUUUGGCAACAAUAAUGCAGUUUAUGACAAUAGCCUUAUUGAGGAGGCCAUCCAUCCUUUUAUUCAUGAGAGCACCAACAAUCUCCUUACCUUACUACCUUCUAGAAUUGAAACCGAAAAUGUUGUUUUCUCCUUGAAUAAAUAUGGAACACCUGGCCCUGGUGGAUUUGGUGCAUUCUUCUUCCAGACCUAUUGGGAAAUUAUUAAGGAGGAUGUAUUUAAUGCAGUCCUUGAGUUUUUCACUAUCAGCAUUAUCAUGCCCGACAAGAAUGCCAACACAGUUAUCUUGAUUCCCAAGACACCUAAUGCAAAUACAAUUAAUAACUUCAGGCCCAUUGCCAUGACUAACUUCAAGUUCAAGAUCCUCUCCAAGAUUCUUGCCGACAUGCUAGCUCUUAUCAUGCCAAAUACAGUUUCCAAAGAGCAAAAAUGUUUUAUAAAGGGAAGACACUUUAGGGACUGUGUUUGUCUCACCUCCGAAGCUAUAAAUUUGUCGCACAAUAAGUCUUUUGGUGGAAAUCUUGCACUUAAGAUUGACAUUGCAAAAGCUUUUGACACUGUUGAUUAG